This is a messenger RNA of Suillus clintonianus, 1662 nucleotides long. RefSeq lists its product as uncharacterized. The record is from RefSeq and is a predicted model, not a curated record. The coding region runs from base 1 to 1662 and encodes 553 amino acids. NCBI's taxonomy places the organism in Eukaryota, Fungi, Basidiomycota, Agaricomycetes, Boletales, Suillaceae. The transcript has 5 exons.
AUGCCUCAACGUCCCAUUGCACAUGAUGACUCAGAGUCCGAGUUAGACUACAAUGACAUAUCUGAUUUGGACAAUGCACCGGUGGCAGGGAUCUCGUCAACCACCACUCAGUCAUCGGCUUCUGUGCAGGGUGGAGACAUGGAGAUCAUUCGAAGUCUGCAACUAGAAAACCAGUCACUUAAAAAUAACAAUAGGACUCUGGGCGAGAAGAACAAAAUCUUGGCAUCCAAUCAACAUCGACGUUCGAGUGCGCAAGUUCCCGACGAGCUGAAGGCUUACGACGUUGAACUCUCAACCUUUGCUCACAAAUAUGGUGUCAUUGCUGAGAUGUUCCCACCCGAGCACCGUGUUCUCAGAUUGCUCGUGCCAAACCCUCCGCCCAUGAUCAUAUCUGCUAGUCGCUACGCAAGCAAGAGUGCCGAAGAGCUUUGUCUUGUGACAGAGGUGUAUUCACUUCUACCGGAUCACCUCCAUUGUUUCGUACCUACCUCUCAUUUUCAAUCAUUGCUAGAGCAGCAUCUCCAAGGCGGGCGCUCGAGUGAGAUCGGCAAACUACGCUUGAUGGCAGGGCGUAUUUUUGGUCUGGAUUCGUCCUACUUUGACCUGUGUUUCAUGAAGCAGGAUACCAUUCCUGAAAUCCAGAAGAUGCUCGGACCAGGUACCACUGGUGCUCGCUCCUCUCCGUCAAAAUUUCCGCCCAUCCUUUUUGCAAACCGAGAGAUGGACCCCACGAUGUCCACGGUUUUUGGUAAUUGGGAACCACUCGCAAAGGCAAUUAGGAUCGUGAUGUUCGGAAAGAAUUCACUGGACAUUUCUGGGUGGCCGCGUGCUAAGUGCAAUGCUCAAAAAUGGGGCACAACGUCCUGUACUCCCGGUCUUCUUGCAUGGGGUUGGGUCGCAUUGAUAUUCAUCCUUUCUCCUGAUACUUCAUUCGCGAAAGCUGGAGUUGGCGCAAAGUCUCGGCUACCACAUGCUGCCAUGUUUACGGCCUACAAGCAGCUGUGGGUCUCCCUUUGGGAUCAACCUCGCAUUUGCUUGAUCCGCAAAAAGAUCGACGCCUACGUGUGGCAAUCAUCUUCGACUUCCAAUGUUGCGACGUCUGACGCUGAAGGUGAAGAUUUUACCUCUGAUCUGAUGUGUUUGGCCAUCACAAAUGCAGGGUGCAAGGAAUCUGACUUUCCUGGACCGACUACCGACAACAUUCCUGGAACGACUACCGACAACACCUCCGAUAUUCCUAGACCAGUCACCCCCAUUUCACCCAUAGUCAUUCCGGCAGCAUCUGCGUCAGCCCUUACUCCUGGACCUGCAGUACCGGUCAUUGUUCCUGCUGCACCGGCCAUCCCAGUGCUUGGCCCUGCAAAAACUACCACCGCCCCAGAUCCCAAUCCUACAAUCCUCCUGCCUGCUCAACCGACCCCAACUGUGGCAUCUGCAGGUGUGGUCCAGGGUGCAGCUGCUGUUGCAGUCACUGCGGCCCUUGAAUUUCCUCCCGCAGCUGCUGAAGUAUUACCCAAUGACGUGGAGAUUCUACCAGCGGUGGCAGCAGCUCCAUCCUCUGGCCGUCGGGGCCGAGGAAGGCAGGCGGGGAUGCUGGCACCUGUGUCUAGUGGGCCAGCAGGCCAGCAGGCCAGCCGACCAAAGCGAUCCCGGAAAAAGUAG